Messenger RNA from Cajanus cajan (pigeon pea), 2451 nucleotides. The record is from RefSeq and is a predicted model, not a curated record. NCBI's taxonomy places the organism in Eukaryota, Viridiplantae, Streptophyta, Magnoliopsida, Fabales, Fabaceae.
CUUAAUCUAAACAACCUCACUUUCCACUCACUUUCCCUUCAAAUCCCUCCUUUUCUAUCCACAAAUCCAAACAAAGCCUAAAAGUGAGUGAGGAUUAAGCAAUAAGCAGCUAUAGAGCAGAAGAUUGAAGCAACAAGACCUCGCAGUUGAAGGAGAUUGCCGCAUUCCUUGGAUGCGUAGGCAGCAAGACCUCUUGUUAGUUUCUCUCGUAUCUCACUUUCUUCUCCCUUUAAUUUUAUUUCGUAAACUAGAUUCUGCUCAAUAGAGCCCCAAAAUGAAUUGAAGCCAAUGAGUAAUGUAAGGUGAAUAGUAACUGUUCGACGAAAUGCCUAUGUGAUUCUCCCUCCUUUCUCUCGCCAUUCAGAGGCUUAUCACCCAUCCCAUAUCACUUUUCUCUUUUCUCACACUCUUUUGCUUCAACCUAACCUCAUUUUCCCCUUGUUUCCUCUGAACUGGACUCUCGGGUUUCUUCAAAGUUUAAGUCCAUUGAGCAAGAUCUUCCAUCACCAAGUCAAUGUUUGUUUGUUACAUCCAAAUCUUCACCAAGUUGGAUAUUUUUCCGAAUUUGUCAGUUACUUUAGAUUAGGAAGGAGAAAGGGGUUGAAAAGCUUAACCUUUGAAUUGCACUGCUACUUAAUAUUUGCUCUGUUCUACAAUUUUCCGUCAUUUGGAUUUGGGGCUUGAUUUGUGAAAUCUUUUGUUCAAGUGAGAAGCAUGGGAGAUACAGUUAAAACAUAUUAGGUGAAAUGAUGAAUGACAAACAAAAUAUUACUGCUAAAUUGAAACCCUAAAUCCCAAAUUGGAAUCACACCGCCAUUUUUGGAUGUGCUCUUCAUACCUUUGUCUCAAUUUCCUUCGACAUUUAGUGACGACACCGCACUAGGUGAGAGUUUUCUAACGUGAGAUACAUUUUACUGGACAGAAGACCUGCAAUUUUCAAUGUACUGAAUUUUGAACAGUACAGUGCAAACAACAGAAAAAAUGUCAGUUAAAUGAUUGUGGCAUGGAUAACUCUACUGCUGUGUCUAAUGUUGUCAAAUAUCCGUUAUAACGCCGUUAUAACGGAAAAACGUCAUUCGCCAACCGUUUUAUGAAGGUUUAUGGCGGUGUUCGCCAUUUCCGAUAUGGCGCCCGCCAUGGUCAUGGCGCCGUGAAGCUUUAUGGCGGUCAUGAUGGGUUUUUUCUUGAAAAAACCUAUUUUUGGGCUUCGAAACAGGCCCAGAUGGAGUGAGCCCUAAUUCUUUUUUUGGCUCGACUCACUUCUCCCUCAGUCGGGCGAAGUUCUGCACUUGGAAGAGGAGGUCACGCACAGUCGCACAAUCUGCCCUAGGUUUUAAACCUCUUUGGUCACCUUCGUUCAACUCCGAUCGCUGCUCUCCGGUCACCUCUGCGACCGACCAUCUGAACCGCGGUGGCCCAACACUCCAGCAAGCAACCACGGGUCCACGACGCGUGAACAGCACUUACGGAAGUCGAAACUGCCCCUAACCACCUUCGUUCACCGUCCCUUGCUGGUCGGCAACCUGAACCGUGGUGGCCCAGCACUCCGGCGAGCAACUCCGGCGAGCAACUCCGGCGAUAUAGAUAAACUUAAAAUUUAACAGUCCAAAUGGCACCAAGAUGGAAAGGAAAAGAUGCAAAAGCUAAGAAGGAUGCAGAAGCCGAAGCGCUCAAGGAACCCAUGUCAAAGAUUAUAUCUCAGCUUCAGUCUUCUCUAGUUCAAUCAGAUACAUGUGGAUUUCUAUCUGAUAACAGUGUACACCUAGCAGUGGGAGCAGAACAAAUUGAUUUAUUUGAUAAAGCAUGCUUUGGUCGACCUGUGAGAACAGUUGAGAAGGACAAAUUAUGGUUUCAACUAAGCUUCGAGGAGGCAUUCUACCUAAGCUAUUCCUUGAAAUGCCUUAAUAUUAAUGAGAGUGAUACUGGUCCCCAAAAUGAUGAAGAGCUGUGGCAUUACAUGAAGUCCCAGAAAGAAACAUUCCCUUGUCUUUACAAGGCUUAUUCUCACCUUAGAAUGAAAAAUUGGGUGGUGAGAUCAGGAGCUCAGUAUGGUGUAGACUUCAUUGUGUAUCGUCAUCAUCCAGCUCGAGUCCAUUCGGAGUAUGGUGUGCUUGUUUUAUCAGAUGGGGAUGAUAACGAUCUAGAUGGAAGAUUGAGAGUAUGGUCUGAUGUUCAUUGCGCAACUCGACUUCUUGGAAGCGUUGCAAAAAGCUUACUGGUUUUACAUGUUAAUAAAAAUGGUAACUACAAUGAGUCUCCAUUGUGUUUGGCAAAUUACAGCGUUGAAGAACGCACAAUCACCAGAUGGAGUCCAGAACAGUGUCGCGAAAAAGAUGUAGUUAACACUCACUGAUAACAGAACCGGGUAAUACUCCCAUCAUAUGGACGCAACAAAUUGUACCAAAUAUGAAAAAAUAUAAAUAAAAAAUGGUCUUUUGUCCAAAUAUAUUA